Molecule: messenger RNA, 2721 nt
Organism: Synchytrium microbalum
Lineage: Eukaryota; Fungi; Chytridiomycota; Chytridiomycetes; Synchytriales; Synchytriaceae
Exons: 13
Coding region: 1-2721 (906 amino acids)
Biological process (GO): ERAD pathway
Cellular component (GO): endoplasmic reticulum membrane
Molecular function (GO): protein binding
Source: RefSeq, a predicted model, not a curated record
AUGGAGCUUGCGCAAGUGGAUCCCGUGGAUAGUGACGCUGCUGCUCAGGGCACAAAUGAGAAUGAGAUGCCUGAUGAUAUCGUAAACGACUCUUCAGCUGAUGUGAUUACCGUACCAGGCAUGAGAACAUUUCGAAAGUUUGAUGAAGGUCAGGCACUAUACAAGCAAUGUAUAUCGGUCUUAACUGAUCUAUCACAACGAAAGCCCCAAAAAUUCUCCUUGACCGCAUCAUAUGGUGAUCAAGACACUGACAUUGUCAUAAUACUUUGGCAUUACAUAUCACGAACCCUGUUUUCACGACGUUCACAGCCUAUACCGUCCCAUGCCGAACCAGAACGACUUCCUGCCGAUGUGGAAGUGUAUGAUGAGAGUCUGCAGGUGCCUGACUUUGUCGAGCAUGAUCCUCCACUUACAUCCAGGAUCAAGGCUACACGUGGACUGAUGAUUGCUGGGCUUGGUAUGCAUAAUAAGGAUGCGCUCCUUACGUUAGGUGAUAUGUACUUGCUUGGCCAGUUCAAUCACCCUCGCAAUGCCACUUUGGCUGUAAAAUACUAUAAUAUACUGUCGCGAGAUUAUGGAAAUGCAACCGCACAAUCACGGUUGGGAUUCUUGUAUGCGGCUGGAAUUGGUGUGCCUCGAAAUUACGCAAAGGCACUGGUGUACACAAGUUUUGCAGCAGUGGGAGGAGACACAGCUGCUGAACAAACGUUAGGUUAUUACAGUCAGCUAGGAAUCGCUUCUCCAAAGAAUUGCGAAGAAGCUGCAUUUUACUACAAGAGAGUUGCUGACAAGGCUAUGGAAAGGUAUAGAGCUGGACCACCUGGUGGCCUGCAUCUCCCGAAAACAAGGACGCGACUGUAUGAAGCUGAUGGGGGAAUAUAUCGAUCUGGAGCUAGUGGUCCUGGUAAUCCGAACCAAGGCGGUCAUCAUGGCUAUCACUGGUCUCCGCAGGAAGCUCUACAGUAUCAUCACUACUCUGCAGACAGAGUAGAUGGUGAUGUCACCUCUCAGGUGCCAAGAAAGUUAUUGCUGGGACAAACAUACUAUUCCGGAUCUAGUCACGUAGCUCAAAACUUCACAAAAGCUCUCCACUACUUUCGAAAAGCAGCCAAGCAAUAUCCAGAACAAGCCAUUGCUGCUAUUCAUCAAGCUCAAGCUCGCGGUGAACCUUUACCGACUUUAACUUCAUUACAACAUACCAGAGCAACCAUCGCUGCCAAAGCUGCUGGAUACUUGGGUCAAAUGUAUUGGAGAGGUGAAGGCAUUGAACAGAAUAUUGAUCAUGCUAAAUGGUAUUUUGAGCGUGGUGCCAAACAAGGCGAUGGAGCCAGUCAUACUGGACUUGGUAUGAUGUUUGAAGAAGGUGUUGCUGGACUACCUGUGGAUUUGGUCAAGGCUCAACAUCAUUAUGUGAGAGCUGCUGAACUGAACGAUGCAGAUGGUCGUGUACAUUUAGGAGAUCUGCUACUCAAUCGAAAAAUACCUGAUUAUACUGGGGCCUUCAAAGCUUUUGCUGAAGCUGUCAAACAAGGACACAUGUAUGCUCAUUAUCGUGUUGGAGAGAUGAUGAUUGAUGGGUUAGGGACUCAAAAGAAUUGUCCAGCUGGAGUUGCUUACUUGAAGACUGUAGUGGAACGCGCAGACUGGCAUGAUCCAAUAGUGUUGGAUGCUGAGAAAUCCUACUUGGGAGGAGAUGUCGAAGUUGCUCUGCUCAAGUAUUUGAUGGCAGCUGAACGAGGAUAUGAUUUGGCCCAAAUGAAUGCCGUAUGGUUGAUUGAUCAAGGAAUCUACGACAUAUCGAAAACCAGAAUGUUUUCGAAUGAAACGGAUAUAUACGAAGUAGCUCUAACAUUAUGGAAUCGCGCUGCUAAUCAAGGCAACGUUGAUGCUCGAGUAAAGAUGGGAGAUUACUACUUUUAUGGUCUGGGAACCAAAGGUGAAGUAAAGGAACCAAUAGCACCACCACCAGAGACACCAUUAUCAGAUGGUGGUGAAAUCAAAACGCAUAAUAAUUAUGAUAUCCGACUGGUGUCCCCGUCACUAUAUAUUGCUGAUCUGAUGCAUUCUUUCGGACUGGAUUGGUUGAUGCCACAUGGUCUCUUGACUGAACUCUUGUAUGCUCGAGGUCAUCCAGAUUAUGAAAGAGCUGCCUUGUAUUAUCAAGUAGCAGCCGAGUCUGAGUUCUCGGCUAUGGCUAUGUGGAAUUUAGGAUGGAUGCACGAAGCCGGACUAGGAGUCGAGCGAGACUAUCAUCUAGCCAAACGCUUCUAUGAUCGUUCGCUUCAAACGAACCAUGAAGCAUACCUCCCAGUCAACCUCUGUCUAUUAAAACUCCAUAUCAAGUGGGCCUUUUACAGCAUCUUCUCCCCAUCGUCCAUAGUAGCACCACCGCACAUACAGCCUACUAGUGAAAAGUCAUCAUCUGGAUCUUCCGACUCUCAAAAAACGAGACUUGGUCGUGACGGACUUCCAGGGGAGGAUCCGUAUUUAAAUGAGCUAGAGGAUGAGUCGUGGGACUGGGACUCUUGGUGGGAGGGUGAGAAUGGAGAGGACUUAGCUGAAACUGUUAUAUUGGUUGUCCUUGUGUUGAUUGGAAUUGCAUUGUUUUACUGGAGGCAAGCUCUGAAUCGUGUGGUUGGACCACAACAGCAACAACAGCAGCAGCAACAAGAUCAGUUGAGGCAGCAGUUGCAACAGAUGGCUGCGCCUGGAGGGAGAUAG